Messenger RNA from Dama dama (fallow deer), 5825 nucleotides. It is a transcript of the gene CEP164, whose product is annotated as centrosomal protein 164. The record is from RefSeq and is a predicted model, not a curated record. The transcript has 33 exons. The coding region runs from base 159 to 4541 and encodes 1460 amino acids. Gene Ontology annotation, molecular function: protein binding. Lineage: Eukaryota; Metazoa; Chordata; Mammalia; Artiodactyla; Cervidae.
GGUACCCUUUCCGGAAGUGGUUGUUGGCCGCUGCAGGGCAACACCCCGGCGUCCCUGGAAGCGGGAGCCGGGGUGGUGCUGGGGAGGCCGCGUAGAGCCGGGAGCUAGCGCCCUGGGCCUCCCGGGCUGGGGGACAGGCGUUGGAGCCCAGACCGAUCAUGGCCGGCAGACCCAUCCGCAUAGGAGACCAGCUGGUUCUGGAGGAAGACUAUGAUGAGAACUACAUCCCCAGCGAGCAUGAAAUUCUUGAAUUUGCCAGAGAGAUUGGUAUUGAUCCCAUAAAGGAACCAGAGCUGAUGUGGCUGGCGCGGGAGGGCAUUGUGGCCCCAUUGCCUGUGGAGUGGAAACCAUGCCAGGACAUCACAGGUGACAUUUACUAUUUCAACUUUUCCAACGGCCAGUCCACGUGGGACCACCCCUGUGAUGAACACUAUCGGAACUUGGUGAUCCAAGAGCGAGGCAAGCUGUCAACUCCUGGGGCCACUAGGAAGAAAGAAAAGAGAAAGAAAAAGGAAAAGAAAGACAAGAAGGAUAAGGAGACCUCCAAGAGUCCCCUGGCCGUGGGUACCUCGUUAGCCCCCAUCCAUGUUCCUCUCGGGGGCCUGGCCCCGUUAAGGGGCCUGGUGGACGCCCCACCCUCUGCUCUUCGUGGACCUCAGAGUGUGAGCCUGGGGAGCUCGGUGGAAUCCGGUCAGCUCGGAGAACUCUUACUGCCGGCACAGGGUCUCAAGCCUUCUGCUUGUACAAAAGGUCUCCUGGGCUCCAUCCAUGAGGACAAGAAUGCUUUCAGCCUCUUGGCUUUAGGGGAGGAGACCAACGAGGAGGAUGAGGCAGACAGUGACAACCAGAGUGUUCGCAGCUCAAGUGAGCUUCUUAGGAACCUGCACCUGGACAUCGGGGCGCUGGGGGGUGACUUUGAGUAUGAGGAGUCUCCAAGAGCAAGUCAGCCAGAGGAGAAGGACAUUUCUCUUGAUUCCGAUGCUGCCGGCCCCCUCACUGCUGGCAAGCCCUCCAGCCAAGGUGCAGACAGCAGCCUGAGCAGUGCUGACGGCAAAGAGCAACAGCGAAGAGAGGCAAGUUGGCUUCCAGAAAAAGGAAAGAAUGAGAAGAAUGAUCCUGGGACAUCCAGAAGUGUCGUGGACCCCGGAGGUGAUCAGCUUGCCAAUGCCACUGAAAAAGAGGCACCAGAGGACCCAGUGGACGCAGGAGAGGAGGGUUCCAGGAAGGAAGAGGCAGCUGAGGAGCCAAAGAAGGAGGCCUCUGUCCCGAGAGAGAGCAGAUCAGAGGCGAGUGAAGAGUCGGAGAUCAGUGAACACGUGAAGCAACUACAGCUCUCAGACUCCGCUGCUUCUGACCCCAAGUCUUUCCUUGGCUUGGACUUCGGUUUCCGCAGCCAGAUCUCAGAGCGCCUGCUGGAUGUGGAUGUGCACUCCUCUGUCCUGGGUGGAGCCCGCUGGGAGGCCCAGAGGUUUGGAAGAGAAGACAAGGAUGCCAGCCAGUCCAGCCAAGAGGAGCUGCAGAGCAAGCAGUCCGGAGGCUCAGAGAGGUUAUCUCCCCCUCUUCUGCGUGAGGAGCGGCUCCAGAGUCUCCUUCACAGCCAGGCCACCGAUGAAGGGCCUCCGCAGGCCCCAGAGGGGCAGCCUGAGCGGAAGGAGGCAGCAGAGCCUGAGGAGGGCUCUCUGGGCAGCUCCCCACCCUCUGUUUCCCUGCAGAGGGAGGUGCUCCCAAGCCCACCUGCCGCCCACGAGAGGGGCGAGGAACGGCGUCCCCAGGCCGAGGGGCCGGGCCCUGGGCAGGAAGAGCCCGAGGAGAAGGUGGCAGUCAGCCUCACCCCGCCAGGCUCUCCAGAGGUAGAGAAGAGGGCAAGCCCUGCCAGGCGGGGCCACGUGGGGAAGGACCAGAGUUGGUCAGGAGGGGAAAGAAGCGAGAAGGAAUUGCAUGACCCGGAGCUCUUAUUGGGGUUUUCUUGGGAAGCAGUGGGUGAGGCGGGGCGAUCUGCAGAGCCCGUGGCUCCCCGGGAGCAGCUCUCAGAGGCCGCGCUGGAGGCCACAGAAGAGGUGGUGGCCCGAGAGCUCCAGCACGAGCAGACACGGCUCCUGGAGUCCAAGCGAGAGAAGAUGCAGCGGCUGCGGGAGAAGCUGUGGCGAGAGGAGGAGGCGGAGGCCCUGCAGCUUCACCAGCAGAAAGAGAGGGCGCUCAGUUCCCUGAAGGAGCAGCUUCAGAGAGCCACCGAGGAGGAGGAGACCCAGAUGAGAGAGCAGGAGAGCCAGAGGCUGUCCCGGCUCCGCGCCCAGGUGCAGUCCAGCUCGGAGGCUGAUGAGGACCAAAUCAGGGCUGAGCAAGAGGCUUCCCUGCAGAGGCUGCGAGAAGAGCUGGAGUCUCUGCAGAAGGCCGAGAGGGCCAGCUUGGAAGAGAGGAGCAGGCAGAUGCUGGAGCAGCUCAGGGAAGAGAUGGAGGCUUCGGAGAAGAGAGAGCAGGCUGCCCUGAACGCGGAGAAGGAGAGGGCCUUGCAGCAGCUGAGGGAGCAGCUGGAAGGGGAGAGGAAAGAAGCAGUGGCAGCGCUGGAGAGGGAGCACAGAGAGGAGCUGGAGCGGCUCUCCUCCUCGCUGGAGGCCAAGCAUCGGGAGGUGGUCUCCAGCCUCCAGAAGAAGAUGGAGGAAGCUCACCAGAGAGAGGAGGCCCAGCUGCAGGAGAGCCUUGGGUGGGCGGAGCAGCGAGCCCAUCACAAAGUGUACCAGGUGCUGGAGUACGAGCAGGAGCUCAGCGGCCUCCUGAGAGAGAAGCGCCAGGAGGUGGAGCGGGAGCACGAGCGGAAGAUGGACAGGAUGAAGGAGGAGCACCAGCAGGUGGUGGCCGAGGCCAGGCAGCAGUACGAGGCUGAGGAGAGGAAGCAGCGGGCUGAGCUCCUCCGGCACCUGACGGGAGAGCUGGAGCGCCUGCGCAGGGCCCACGAGCGAGAGCUGGAGUCGGCGAGACAGGAGCAGGACCGGCAGCUGGAGGACCUGCGGCGGCGGCACCGGGAGCAGGAAAAGAAGCUCCAAGAUUUAGAGGCGGAACUUGAAACCAGAACCAAGGAUAUCAAGGCCCGAUUGGCUCAGCUGGAUGUCCAGGAGGAGGCGGCCCGGAAAGAGAAGCAACAGCUCCUCGAAGUGCAGAGGCAGGUCGCGCUGGAGAGCGAGGAAGCCACAGCCACCCAUCAGCACCUGGAGGAGGCCAAGAAGGAGCACACCCACCUGCUGGAGUCAAACCGGAAGCUCCGAAGAAUCCUCGAGGAGCUUCAGGCCCGCAAGUUGGAGCUGGAGUCCCAGGUGGAGCUGCUGCAGGCCCAGAGUCAGAGGCUGCAGAAGCAUGUCAGCGACCUGGAGGUCAAAGUUCAGAAGCAACAGGACUUGUUGAAAGAGCUGGAGAUAAAGGAUAGUAAUGCUUCCCCACAUUUGGAGCCUGAUCUCCACCUCGAGGACCUGAGGAGAUCCCCCCAGACGAGCAAGGAGACUGCCUUAUCCUUGGACAGUGCUCGGCACUAUGUCUCUGCUGAGGGGGUGGCUCUCCGCAACGCCAAAGACUUCCUGGUGCGACAGUCACGCUCCAUGCGGAGGCGGCAGACAGCUCUGAAGGCUGCCCAGCAGCACUGGCGCCAGGAGGCGGCCAAAGACCUACCAGGCACCACGGCCCUGGAGGAGGAGACUAGGCACCUGGAUGAGACGAAGUUGGCCAUGCGGAAAGGCCAUGACCUGCUGAAGAAGGAGGAGAAGCUGCAUCAGCUGGAGUCCUGUCUCCGGGAAGAGGCUUCAGAUGAGGACACUUUGAGAGGACCCCCCCCAAAGAAGGUGGUGACCUUUGACCUCAGUGACCUGGAAGAUGGGAGCAGUGACAGUUCCGACUCCUGUCCUCUGCCUCGCCGCAACCUGACCCCGAGCCCCACCGUCCCCAACAAGAUCCACUAUCUGAGCAGCUCCCUGCAGAGUAUCAGCAGCCAGCUCAAUGGGGUGCUCGGCGUCCUGGGCAGCCUCAACACCCAGCCGCCACCACUCUUCACCUCCAUGCCUGUGCCGCCCCCCAUCCAGGCCUCCAGGAGUGCCCCAGCUCCCUCCCACCCCUCCCACCCCUCCCAGGCCCGGGGCUCAGCCUCGUCCCUGGCUCAGUCCACGUCUGCCCCAUGGACCUGGGACCCGGGGCUGGGCCCCAGGCUCUCUUCCUCUGUGGCUCAGACUGUGGACGACUUCCUGGUGGAAAAGUGGCGCAAGUACUUUCCAACUGGCAUCCCGUUGCUCAGCAGUGGCCCUGCCCCCUUGGAAAACAGGCUGGGCUAUGUGUCUGCCAGUGAGCAGCUCCGCCUCCUGCAGCGUCCCUAUUCCCGAGUCCCCGAGGUGGGCAUCUCCAACUCUCGGGACAUGAUCGCGGCUAACCAAAAGUGGCUAGAGCAUUACAAGAACCACCCUAAGUUACCUCUCUUCUCCUCGGUGCCCAAGCCAGCGGCUGGUUCCAACCUCCUGCAGCUGGACCUGGAUGAGAGCAACAGACUGAAGACCUAUCACUACUGAGGCGCUGAGCCGGGAGGGGGGUGGGGGGGGCAGCCUGGCCUCUUGCACCCAGACCAUGUGCCCUACUUGCUGCCUGCACUUUACUCCCUCUGAUAAAACAUUCUCCCGGCCUCCCCUCUGUGCUGCUUGCCUCACUUGGAACUUAGAGGAACCACGGGGGACCAGGGGAAACGGAUGGUGUGACCAGGAACAGUAAGCCACCCCUAGACUGUAACAGCUCAGGCCGCCCUGUGUGACUUCUGCGUGAACCUGGCGACACUGACGUGGGGCAGCGCCUUCAGGAGACAGAGGUGGCGCUGGCGGAGCUCCUACUUCAGAGGCCAGGGGACUCCCUGGGAGUGGAAACAGUCUCUUGGACCCGUGGGGCCCGCUUGGAGCUCUCAGGGUCACAUGUGUGGUCCCUCACUCCCCAGAACAAAGUCCCCCCGGCAUGUUUGUACUCUGGGACCAGGGCCCGCCUCUCUAAUACCUCAGCCCUGUAGAGAUCAAGCUUUUUUUUUUUUUUUUUUUAAACCGUCCCCUUUCCUGAGCACUCUGUCUUACCUUUUGACUUAUCUCAGGAUUGGACCCAGAGCCCUGUGGGCGGUGGCUGGACACUGGCCCCAGAAGUCUUGCCACCGGUCUUCCUUCUGCUCGUCCUGGGCUUUCCUCAGGGGCAUGUCCUUCCCCCCGCCCUGGGGCUCCUCCCCAGAGCACCCCAGCUACAUUCUCAGGUAUCAAGCACCCAGCUUCCAGGAAGCCAGUGAGCCAUAGGAAGAGACCAGGAGGGCUUACCUUGGUUUCGUCUUCCUGGAUCACCUCGGGUAUAUAUGUGUGUGGUUUCCAUCUGUCUUUUCCACCUGUGCCACCCCUGCCGCCCCUUCUCAGAGCCUGGGCACUUGUUCUGAAGGAGGUGAGGGGCUGGGCCCAUGCCUGCCAUCUGGCACAGCACCCUGCUACCCUUCCCAUGUCAGCGGGCCCCUUGAGGGGACAUGCUGGGGUGUUCAACAUCUGCCCCAUCGUUUAAAUGCCCCCCUUUUUCUCAUCUUGAAAGCUGUGGGGGUUCCUCUCCAAUGCCUAGAAACCACCUCUCCACCAUCCCACUCCUCGUUUCUUUCUAUAAGGAACUAAGAUGUCAUUGGCUUGUUUACCUGCAGGUCCUUUUUCGGCAUCAGUCUGCCACAUAGGAUGUCCAUUUUGUUCAUUCUGUGUGCUUUGGGAAUAGCUCAUGUGCUGCAACCAACUUUGGUGACAAUCCUGUGUUUUCUACAUCAAUUAAAUCUCUGCAGGUCCAUUUGCUACACA